UAGGUGGGGCGUGUUCUUUUGUGUCACGUGACUGUGCUGGCGGUUGGUGGUCUGAGUGCAAGCGCCAGAUUCGCGAUCAUGGAGGAUCUUGGAAGCUCGCGUCCUUUGGCAAACCUCGAUCACCCCCCCAACAGUCGGCUCUUUCUGGUCAUCAGCAAAUCGACAUCGGAGGAGGUGAUCCGAGAGAACUUUUCUUUCUUCGGUGAGAUCCAGGACAUUUGGGUCGUUCGGGACAAACAGAGCAAAGAUCACAAGGGCAUCGCGUACGUGAAGUUCGCCAAAUCCUCGCAGGCCUGUAGGGCAAUGGAGGAGAUGCACGGCAAGGCCUUAACGGAAGACACCAAACCCAUCAAGGUCUUCAUUGCACAGUCUAGAGGAUCUGGCAGCCACCGUGAUGUUGAAGAUGAAGAGUUGACUAGAAUUUUUGUCAUGAUUCCAAAAUCCUAUACCGAAGAUGAUCUAAGGGAAAACUUUAAGGAAUUUGGAGAUAUUGAAUAUUGUAGUGUUAUCAGGAACAAGGGCACAGGAGAGAGCAAAGGCUUUGGCUAUGUGAGGUUCCUGAAACCAUCUCAGGCUGCUCAGGCCAUUGAAAACUGCGAAAGAUCUUUUAAGGCAAUACUUGCGGAACCAAGGAACAAACCUACAUACUCUGAGAAUGACUACAUGGGUGGAACUAGACAAGAUCCCUUGUCUUACGGGUCAGGAUAUGAUCCUCCUCGUGGUCAAACUAUGUUUCCUUUUGGUGAAUUCGCUAACUUUGGAACAAGUGAAAUGAGAGGUGGUGAAAUGAGAGCUGAAAUUAGAAGUGAAAUGAGAGGUGGAGAAAAUAUAUCCACAUGUCUUUCAGUGUCUACUAGAGGACUGCUGUCACAUGAACAAGUUUAUAGUCUCUUUGAUAUUAUCCCAGGACUGGAAUAUUGUGAAAUUCAGAGAGAUCCCUAUAUGGGUUAUGGCAAAGGAUAUGCUAUUGUUCGGUACAGCAAUGUGGCAUCAGCAGUAUACGCCAAAGAAAAGCUUCACGGAUUUGAGUACCCACCUGGUAAUAGACUGGGAGUCAGUUACAUUGAAGGUGACUCUGGUGAUAGACGAGCAAACCCAAUUGGAAUGAUGGCUUUACAACUUGUGGCGGCUCAGAUGAUGACACUGGCCUGUAAUAGUCCUGUUGGCCAACAGAUGAUGCCAACAUCACCUGGACAUGGAGGUAGCAGUAGUACACAGAUGUCACGGUUGCAGGUUGGCUUUUCUUUACCUGCACCUCAAAACUUUGCUCCUUCUGAUAGUACUGUCAGAGAGAGAUUAUUUGUGGUCUUCAACCCAACUGUCCUACCCCUUGAUAUACUGGAGGAUCUGUUCUGUCGUUUUGGAAGCCUGAUUGAAGUAUAUUUGGUACCAGGACGUAACAUUGGCUAUGUUAAAUAUGCUGAAAGACAUAGUGCUACUAACGCCUUGGAUACUUUACAUGGAAAGGUUGUUAAUGGUAUCAAGCUCAAGGUAAUGCUAGCUGAUCCUCCACGAGAAGAGUCACAUAAGCGGCAACGCACACACUAAGAUGUUGCACAAAAGAUUGUGCUAAGAGUGGGGACAAUUGACCUGACACAUCAGCUGACUGACUGGCUACUUGACAGUACACAGUGACUUCCACUCGUGACCUUUGCUAGUAACUGAACAGUUUUUUUUAUUUUCUGGGAAUAGGCAGCAAGAGAAGACUUUGACAGAUAUUGAUUGAAGUGUUUAAGAUGGGAAUUUUAGUAAUAGAUUGAAGAAACUUACUUUAAUCCAUGUAACCUCUGCUUUCCCAGCCUUUAGAGUUUGAAUUGUAUCUGUUAGCUUUGUUAUCAUCAAUAACUUGUACCAAACAUAAUAAAGCUUAAUUAUGAAA
Molecule: messenger RNA, 1879 nt
Organism: Hemiscyllium ocellatum (epaulette shark)
Lineage: Eukaryota; Metazoa; Chordata; Chondrichthyes; Orectolobiformes; Hemiscylliidae
Gene: rbm45
Product: RNA binding motif protein 45
Exons: 10
Coding region: 79-1548 (489 amino acids)
Molecular function (GO): RNA binding
Source: RefSeq, a predicted model, not a curated record